Neolamprologus brichardi is the source of this 2816-nucleotide messenger RNA. It is a transcript of the gene slc28a1, whose product is annotated as solute carrier family 28 member 1. Lineage: Eukaryota; Metazoa; Chordata; Actinopteri; Cichliformes; Cichlidae. The record is from RefSeq and is a predicted model, not a curated record. Gene Ontology annotation, cellular component: plasma membrane. Gene Ontology annotation, biological process: nucleoside transmembrane transport. Gene Ontology annotation, molecular function: nucleoside:sodium symporter activity.
AUGGCCGUACAUGGGAGAUUGAAACCCUCGGCGCUGUCUUACAGACCUGAGGUUGCGGCGGGGGUGACUGCUUUCAACGACAGUACUAAAGGUCCACUAAAAUAUUUAUUCAGGUUCAGGACAGAGUUACAACUCACAAACGACGAAGUUUCGGUGUUCGCGGACCAAUACGAUGUCCACCUCGAAAAGAUAAGCCAGAACAAUGGAAGCGGAGUGGACAACCAUGCUUAUGAAAUACAGGAUGAUGACAUUGAUCACUACAGCAGCAUAAAAAGUGAGACCAAAAAGCCUAAAAAAAGACUGGAACUGGGAUCAUACCUAAGCAAAGUUUCCAGACCAAUUAAUGCCACAGAGAAUUACAUCAAGGCUCAUUCAAAACUCUUCAAAUACAUUGUCCUGGGUGUACUCGGAGCAGGUUAUGUGGCGUACUUCAUUGCGGCAUGUGUACUGGAUUUCCAGAGGGCCACUGCCCUUGUAGUCCUGACCUGUUUGGCUGUUGCUGCUGUAUCACUGGAACUUUUGAAGAAGUACAAGGGGAAAAGCAUCAGUCGCUUUUUCAAGCCCGCCGUCAGAUGGUUUAAAUCAAACUUGAAAUGGAUAAAAUGGGUUUUCAUUUUGGUGGUUGUGGUCUUGCUCGUGGUGUGGCUCGCUUUAGACACAAGCAAGCGUCCUACCCAGCUUAUCUCAUUUGGCGGAGUUUGCGUGUUCAUCGUGCUUAUAUUCCUCUUCUCAGCACACAGGACAAUGGUAUCAUGGAGGCCUGUGUUUUGGGGUCUCGGGAUACAGUUCUGCCUUGGCCUUUUUAUUAUACGAACGGAGCCUGGAUUUAUAGCUUUCGACUGGCUUGGAAAACAAGUGCAGAUAUUUCUCGACUACACCAAAGAAGGUUCAUCGUUCGUUUUUGGCGAUCUGAUUGGAAACAUUUUUGCCUUUCAAGCUUUGCCCAUUGUUAUUUUCUUUAGCAGCGUGAUGUCGGUCCUUUACUACUUGGGGAUUAUGCAGUGGCUCAUUUUGAAGAUCUCGUGGGUUAUGCAGAUAACAAUGGGAACGUCUUCCACAGAGACCUUGAGUGUGGCAGGCAAUAUAUUUGUUGGGCAGACAGAAGCACCGCUGCUGAUCCGCCCCUAUUUGAAGGAUAUGACCAAAUCAGAGAUCCAUGCUGUUAUGACUGGUGGAUUUGCCACAAUUGCGGGCAGUGUUAUGGGGGCAUUCAUCUCAUUUGGGAUUGAUGCAUCUUCCUUGAUAUCAGCCUCUGUGAUGGCUGCUCCGUGCGCUCUGGCAAUCUCUAAGCUUUCUUACCCAGAAACAGAGGAGAGUUGCUUUAAAUCAAAGCAGAACAUCAAAGUGGCUUCUGGUGAUGAGCAGAACAUUUUGGAAGCAGUCAGCAGUGGAGCAUCUGCAUCAAUAGGGCUUGUUGCUAACAUCGCAGCAAAUCUUAUAGCCUUUCUUGCUAUCCUCGGAUUCAUAAAUUCAGCUUUGAAAUGGCUUGGAGGAAUGGUGGGAUAUCCUGAUGUCACAUUUCAGUUAAUUUGCUCUUACGUGUUUAUGCCCGUGGCCUUUAUGAUGGGAGUGACAUACGACGAGAGUUUCGUUGUGGCUAAGCUAAUUGGGACAAAGCUCUUCCUCAAUGAGUUUGUGGCGUAUGAGGAAUUAUCUAAAUUGAAGCAAAACAGGCUCAACGGACUUGCUGAGGUUAUUGGCGAUGAAAGACAGUGGAUAUCUGUCCGAUCAGAAAUCAUCACCACUUAUGCUCUUUGUGGGUUUGCCAAUUUCAGCUCACUGGGCAUUGUGAUUGGAGGUCUUUCAUCUAUAUGCCCAUUAAGAAGAAAUGACAUCUCAUCUCUGGUGUUUAGAGCCAUGAUCACCGGGACAUGUGUAUCUCUCAUCAAUGCUUGCAUUGCAGGCAUCCUCUUUGUUCCUCCAUUGGACUGCGUGGAGGUUUUUAACGGAUCACCCUUCAAUGCCACACUUUCAGACGUUGCAGAAUGCUGUCAAGAGCUCUUUCAAAGCACCAUAAACAACGGGACCGUCUCAUUUGAAGGAUUCUGGGGCAAUGUAGCAAACGCCACCAUAUUUCUCUCCAAAUGUUGUCAGUGUUGUGGCCUUCCCGAUGUGGAUGUUUGUAUUUAAAGAACAACCCAUAGCAGUCGUAUGCAAGCCACAUGCAAAACAUUUCUACAAGUAUUUUCAACCUCUGUUCAGCUUUCCUGUGAGGUUUGUAAGUACAAUUUGCUUGACUCACCAGUCUCUAAUUGGACAAAGUUGUUGUGAAUCACCACAGAAAUUGGCAACGGGCCACCUGAUCCACUUUGAUGAGUUUAACAGUGUAAAAAGUCAUAUUAAAGUACCAAAACAAUAAAAUAUUAACUGAGUGGAUUGACAUAAAAUGCCUUUCUAAAAAACUGUCUUUUGUAAACAGAUAUGAGCUAUUACCAGAAGUCACAGCCAUUAGUACAUCAAAAGCGAAAACAUUACAGUAUCUUAUUAACUAUGCUGUGCCACUUUAAAAAAUACAGCGAAACAAACAACCUCUUAGUAAACUGUCACAUAGCAGUGGUGAUUCAUGUGCUGGUAAACAAGUUCCUCUUAAUGUAUUACUUUAUUUUAUUUGUUAAAAUCCAUGCAUUAUGAUCAGUGUUUUCUUCAAUGUGAAAAUCAGUCAGAAGUGCCAGUUUUUUUCCCCACUGGAGCUCAUUUGCAUACCAGUUUGUGUAUUUGUGUCACAUUUAUUGUAAAAAUGUAAAGCCUGCAGUACAUGCAUAAUGUUUUUGAGCUGAUUUUAUCUUUUAUGUAUUAUAUUGUAAAUCGGUCUUAUA